CCAACACUGCCGUAUCCAAAUCCACAAUUAUCCCAAUUUUUGGCGAACACACGGGGCACGGAUUGUCCGGUGGAUUCGUUACGACUCCACGAGCUUCUCCUUCACAAAAGAAAAAGGGCCAAAACCCUCUCCAACAAACAGCGUUUUUUUGGGGCUUUCACGCUCUCGAGCUCUCGACCCCUUCAUCGUACACAAUGGACUGCACUUGCAGCAAUUUCAGAACCUCCACUGCUCCUUUUUCAUGGAUACCCACUUCCACUUCGAAGCUCAAAUUUCGGAAUUUGAAGCGUUUGAACUCGAUUAAACAUUCCAUGGUGGCGAUGAGCGUUUCUGGGUCUGGUGAAAAUGGCUCCCUCGCUAGGUUUCCCCUUACACCCAAUAAGCUUUUCAUGCAGGAGGCAAUUGGAGCUGAAUAUGGGGAAGGAUUUGAAUCUUUUAGACCAGAUGGUCCGAUGAAAGUGGACGUGGAUUUUUUGAACGACAGAUUGCAAGAAGGAUUUCUUAAAAGAAUUCGUUAUUCUAUGAAACCAGAUGAAGCAUAUGGCUUAGUUUUCUCUUGGGAUAAUGUUGUGGCAGAUACUCAAACUUUGAAGUUAAACGCAUGGAAGCAACUUGCCUCAGAAGAAGGAAAAAGAGUUCCCGAAGAUGGUGAUGUGCAGAAACUAAUGCUUUAUGCGGGUGCGGAUCAAGUGUUGCAGAAGCUUCUACUUUGGGGCAUGGCAGAAAGUGAGCUGGAUAGACUGAAACUGAGGUUUUCAGAGUUGUAUUACAGAGGUCUUCUUUCGCUUAAAACGCCUGUUGAUGGCCUCAAAGAGUGGCUGGAUGCUGUGUCUACAGCUCGCAUCCCCUGUGCCAUUGUCUCGAGUCUUGAUCGGAUACACAUGCUCGAAGCACUAGACCGAAUGAGUUUGAAGAAAUAUUUUCAGGCAAUCGUAACAGAAGAAGACGAUAUGGAGUCUAUGGCUCAUAGAUUCCUGUCUGCUGCUGUCAAGCUGGAUCGAAAGCCUUCGAAGUGUGUGGUGUUUGAGGAUGAUCCUCGGGGCAUAACCGCUGCUCACAAUUGUACAAUGAUGGCUAUAGCAUUAAUCGGUGCCCACCCCGCAUAUGAUCUAGUGCAGGCUGAUCUUGCAGUUGGUAGCUUCAACGAGCUCUCGGUGAUCAAUCUGCGGAGAUUAUUUGCUAACAAGGGUUCGACGUUUAUGGAACUGCAAAAACAGAGUGCCGAGAAAGCUCCGUCGAAGAGAAAGCUUAGGAUCGAUACGAUAUUCUGAUUCGUUUUCGUGCAUUCCUCAGUUCUUUUCCAUGUUUAUAAGUUCAUCAUGGUGUGUCAAUUCUUUUGUGACCUCUCUCUUACCUGAAAACUUCCGAAUGGAGUUAGAAUAGUUCAUAGAUGAAUAUGGCUUAAAAUCUAUGGAUUGCAAUUGUUUUAGGAUUUUCAUCUUUA
Messenger RNA from Cucurbita pepo subsp. pepo (vegetable marrow), 1444 nucleotides. RefSeq names its product 5-amino-6-(5-phospho-D-ribitylamino)uracil phosphatase, chloroplastic. Lineage: Eukaryota; Viridiplantae; Streptophyta; Magnoliopsida; Cucurbitales; Cucurbitaceae. The record is from RefSeq and is a predicted model, not a curated record.